CUUUUGACGUGCGCACAAGUGUAGGGCGGACCAGUGGAUGGAGGUUCAUGGUGCGAAGAGAGUGUUAUUAAAUUAGUGAGUAGAAUUUUUGCGGGAUCCGGAUCGUCUAUGGUGGUGUUUUGCAAGUGGAAUUAAUUUUUGACUUUGUUGGAUACUCUAGGCUACUCUAUUAGAGCAGAUGACGACGACGCUGGCGGACAGUUUGCGCGAGUUGUACAAGUUCAGCGCGGUGGACUAUGGCGUGUUUGCGUCCAUGUUGAUCCUGUCGGCGGCCUGCGGCAUCUACUUUGGCUUCUUCAAGCGAACCACUCCCCAGACGCCGGAAAGCAGCGACGAUGAGUGCGGUCCACCCGUUGGACCUCCUCCCGGCGUUAGCCGGUCCAAGCGGAGGGUCACCUCGUACGGGUCGACAUCGAUGGACGAGUACCUGCUGGGAUCGCGAAAGUUGAAGGCCUUCCCGGUUGCGAUGAGUCUGGUCGCUGGGUACAUCUCCGGGGUGACGAUCCUGGGGACUCCUUCCGAGAUCUACAACUUUGGCACGCAGUACUGGCUGAUUAUUGUGCCGAUCGUGCUGAUGGGCGUGGCCGUCUGCUCGAUCUACCUGCCGGUGUUUUGCUCGCUCAAGCUGAACUCGUCGUACGAGUACCUGGAGCUGCGGUUCAACUCGUCGGUGCGAUCGAUAGCUUCCGUCAUGUUUGUGCUGGACGAGCUGUUCUUUCUACCGAUGAUCAUCUACGUGCCGGCGUUGGCGUUCAAUCAAGUGACCGGGUUCAACCUGUACAUCAUUGGGGCGAUCGUUUGCGUGGUGUGCAUCUUUUAUACGCUGCUGGGUGGCAUCAAGGCGGUCGUCUUCACCGACGCUUGGCAGGUCGUGGUCAUGUUCAUCUCGGUCGUGAUCGUGGUGAUUCUGGGCACGAUCGCGAUCGGCGGUCCGGAGAUCAUCUGGGAUCGGUCGGAGGUCGGCGGUCGGCUGGAGUUCUUCAAGCUUAAGUUCUAUUUGGACCCAUCUAUGUACGAACGCCAGACCAUGUGGAGUGUGUUGAUAGGAGGGUUCUUCUACUGGACAUCGUUCAACUCCGUGAACCAGACCAUGGUUCAGCGGUACAUGUCGCUGCCAAACUUGAAGAAGGCGAAGCUAUCGAUUGCGAUGUUCACCGUCGGAAUGGGGGUCUUCGUAUCGGUCUGUUGCUACGCAGGUCUGCUGAUCUACGCCCAUUACUACCGGUGUGAUCCGAUGUCCGUGGGGUUAGUCAAGACGGACGAUCAGUUGUUUCCACACUACGUCAUGGAGAUCGUGGGACAUCUGCAGGGAAUUCCCGGUCUGUUUAUCGCUGGGGUGUUUGGAGCCGCGUUGAGUUCGUUGUCCGUGGUGUUGAACUCGACUUCAGCGGUACUGCUGGAAGACAUCCUUAAAGGUAUGUUCCGCGUCAAUCCGAGUCCUCGAGUGGCCAACAUCUUUGUCCGAAGCAGCGUGGUCGUGUUGGGACUGGCCGCCAUGGGUUGCCUGUUUAUCAUCGAGAAGUUGGGAGGAAUUCUGAGUGUGGCCACUUCGCUGUCCGCGAUCGCAGCCGGUACUACGUGCGGGAUCUUCACCCUGGGAAUGCUGGUUCCGUGGAGUAACUCCAAGGGAGCACUCUUCGGAGGAGUGUCCGGCGCGCUAAUGUCCGGCUGGGUCUCGCUGGGCGCUCAGUUCGCCAGUGCCAACGGGCAGAUCAUGCCCCACAAACUUCCCAUUUCGGUGGACGGUUGCGCGGCCGAUUUGGUCUCCAACAGCACGAUCGUGAACCCGAUCUAUCCGGACGAGACUGGGAUUUUCCCGCUGUACCGACUGUCCUACCACUGGAUCACUCCGAUCGGGGUCGUUACGGUGAUGAUUGUGGGCACGAUCGUGUCGUUCCUGACGGAACCCAGGAACCUCAAGGACAUCGACCCGGAGCUGAUCUCGCCGGUCAUUCACCGAUUCCUGCCGCAGGAGUCGUUCGGCAACUACGGGUCCGCCAGCAAGGACGUUCCGCUGCACUUUACGGAAGAGAUGCGACCCGCCGCGUACGGAACGGAACGAUCGAGCACCAAAUCGAAGCGAUCGCACUGAGAGGGAGAGAGAGGGUGGAUCUCAACUCAGAUAAUCUGAAAACAAUGCAGCAAUAUGUAUUCCAGUUUCUUAAUCAUGCAAACAUUCGUAUUGGGAGGGGUGAUCGAUGGACGAGACACGGAAUCUCCGCUGGAAGCCGGAAGCCGGAAUGAGUGGAACAGUGUAUGCGCGUGGGAAACUAUUAGACUGUACAAAUUAGGUUCUGUCUUGGGGGGUUUGUUUUUUAACUGUGCAAGUUUUACAAAGUGUACAAGUACAAUGUGCUAACUGUUUUUUUUCUUUUUCGUAACUGCCUGUGAUACAAUCAAAAGAAUUGUUUAGGAGUUAGUUCAUUCGUGAAAGAGGGGGAGUUUUGUGUUUAAACACACAGCGUUUUUAUCUUGAGAAAAUAUUAUUGAACUAGUUUUAACGAAAUAAAGUUUUGUAUAAAAUACAAA
This is a messenger RNA of Culex quinquefasciatus (southern house mosquito), 2529 nucleotides long. It is a transcript of the gene SLC5A11, whose product is annotated as sodium-coupled monocarboxylate transporter 1. The transcript has 9 exons. Bases 179 to 2092 code for a protein of 637 amino acids. Gene Ontology annotation, biological process: sodium ion transport; transmembrane transport. Gene Ontology annotation, molecular function: symporter activity. Gene Ontology annotation, cellular component: membrane. The record is from RefSeq and is a predicted model, not a curated record. Lineage: Eukaryota; Metazoa; Arthropoda; Insecta; Diptera; Culicidae.